UUUCUCACACCACAGAACACUACUCCUCUCUCAUCUUCACUACAAACCUUAUAAAUUGCAUUUUCAUUUUUGUUAAUAUUAAAAAAAAAAACUUUUCGAUGGCCGUCGAUAACGCUCUUUCAUCGCCGUUGGGUCCUCCGGUAUGCGAAAAAGAUGCUAAAGCUCUUCAGUUCAUUGAAGAAAUGACUAGAAAUGCUGACUUUGUUCAAGAAAAGGUGUUGGAGGAAAUCUUGAGCAGAAAUAAAGAUGUUGAGUAUUUAAAAAGAUUUAAUCUUGAUGGUGCUAUUGAUCGUAAAACGUUUAAGUCGAAAAUUCCGAUUGUUACUUACGAAGAUCUUCAGCCGGAAAUUCAACGUAUUGCUAAUGGUGAUCGCUCUCCUAUCUUGUCCUCUCACCCCGUUUCAGAAUUCCUCACUAGUUCUGGAACAUCAGCUGGAGAAAGAAAGCUGAUGCCAACAAUUAAGGAAGAGCUGGAUCGUCGCCAAUUAUUGUAUAGUCUACUCAUGCCGGUGAUGAACUUGUACGUGCCAGAUUUAGACAAAGGCAAAGGAUUAUAUUUUUUGUUUGUGAAAUCUGAAACAAAAACACCGAGUGGACUCGUAGCUCGUCCUGUACUCACUAGCUACUACAAAAGUGACCACUUCAGGACUCGUCCAUAUGAUCCCUACAAUGUCUACACCAGCCCCACUGAGUCAAUUCUUUGCCCUGACUCGUUCCAAAGCAUGUAUAGUCAAAUGCUCUGCGGCCUGCUUGAGCGCCACCAAGUUCUCAGACUCGGUGCAGUUUUCGCGUCCGGUCUGCUUCGUGCCAUCAGCUUUCUUCAGCUUAAUUGGCAGGAUUUAGCUCAGGAUAUCAUGUCGGGAACGCUAAACAAGCGUGUUUUUGAUCCUUCUAUCAGAAAGUGUAUCACCGAGAUGCUAAAACCUAAUCCUGAGCUUGCUGAGUUUAUCCGAGUUGAAUGCUCGAAAGAAAACUGGGAAGGGAUUAUUACAAGAAUUUGGCCGAAUACAAAAUAUCUCGACGUGAUAGUUACCGGAGCAAUGGCUCAGUAUAUUCCGACUCUCGAUUAUUAUAGUGGCGGUUUGCCAUUAGCCUGCACCAUGUAUGCUUCAUCAGAAUGUUAUUUUGGGUUAAACUUGAACCCAAUGUGCAAGCCAUCAGAAGUUUCCUACACCAUCAUGCCAAACAUGGCCUACUUCGAGUUUUUACCACACCAACCUAACUCGUCCGGGUUAACUCGUGGGUCCCCACCUAAACUCGUUGACCUAGCCGAUGUUGAAGUGGGAAAAGAGUAUGAGCUUGUUAUAACAACCUAUGCAGGAUUAUGUAGGUACCGAGUUGGUGAUAUUCUACUUGUCACCGGAUUCCAUAACUCGGCUCCUCAAUUCCAUUUCGUGCGAAGAAAGAACGUGUUACUAAGCAUUGACUCGGACAAGACCGACGAAGCCGAGUUACAAAAAGCAAUGGAGAACGCGACUCAACUCUUACAAGAAUUCAACACAAGCGUCGUCGAAUACACGAGUUAUGCCGACACAAAGACGAUUCCGGGCCACUACGUAAUAUAUUGGGAAUUAAUGAUAAAAGACUCAUCUAACUCGCCGAGCGAGAAGAUAUUGAGUCAAUGUUGCCUUGCAAUGGAAGAAACGUUUAACUCGGUGUACCGACAAGGCCGAGUUGAGUGUAACUCAAUAGGGCCACUAGAGAUACGUGUGGUGAAAAAUGGAACAUUUGAGGAGCUAAUGGACUAUGCAAUUUCAAGAGGAGCAUCAAUUAAUCAGUAUAAAGUACCAAGGUGUGUGAAUUUUACACCAAUUGUGGAAUUGCUUGAUUCUAGAGUUAUUUCUUCACAUUUUAGUCCCGAUUUGCCGCAUUGGACACCAGAAAGAAGAAGAUGAAAUGUAAUGGAAAAUAAAUUUAAUAUUAAUAUGUAAUGUAAAAUUGCAGAAUCUUGACGAUAAUAUUUUUAUUUUUGGGGGUUGUUGUGUUUCUUUGUGGAAAUUUGGAGGGUAGCUUUUGGAGGAAAAGGACUAAAGUGUAAGUUUGAUUAGGAUGUAAGAGGGUCAAGUUUUGUAUUGUGGUUCAGUUAACCAAUUAAGUGGAAAAUGAUGUGACCAUGAAGAUGUUUUGUCUAAAGAAUUGUUCUUUUCAAUGGAAUGGACAUAUGGCAUAUAUAAA
This is a messenger RNA of Mercurialis annua (annual mercury), 2175 nucleotides long. RefSeq names its product probable indole-3-acetic acid-amido synthetase GH3.1. Bases 99 to 1895 code for a protein of 598 amino acids. Gene Ontology annotation, molecular function: acid-amino acid ligase activity. Lineage: Eukaryota; Viridiplantae; Streptophyta; Magnoliopsida; Malpighiales; Euphorbiaceae. The record is from RefSeq and is a predicted model, not a curated record. The transcript is spliced from 3 exons. Gene Ontology annotation, cellular component: cytoplasm.